AUGGUCCACCUGUUCGAAUGGAAAUGGCCAGACAUAGCUGCAGAAUGCGAAAAUUUCCUUCAACAUUACGGUUAUGGAGCAGUUCAGAUUUCUCCACCAAAUGAUCACAUUACCCUUACUCAGGACAACGACAUGCCAUGGUGGGUGAGAUAUCAACCCGUAAGCUAUAAGCUGAUAUCACGAAGUGGAGAUGAGGCCCAGUUCAAGGACAUGGUGGAUCGAUGCAACAAGGUUGGAGUGAGAAUUAUCGUUGAUGUCGUCAUGAAUCACAUGGUUGGGGUACCGUACACGUCCGCUGACUUCAACGAUUUUCGAUGCCACGGUGACAUUCAAGGAAGCGACUAUCAGAACAGCGCUGAACAUGUGAAAAACUGUCGUCUCAGUGGACUGCUGGACUUGAAUCAGGGCGACGCUACGGUACGUGCUAAGCUGACCGCCUACCUGAAUAAACUGAUUGAUUACGGUGUAGCGGGCUUCAGGUGCGAUGCAUCGAAACAUAUGUGGCCUGGCGACCUGGGAGCCAUUCUUAACGCAACGAAGAAUUUGAGGGAAGAUAUUUUCGGUUCUAAUCAGCGCCCAUUUGUUGUACACGAAGUCAUUGACAGGGGUGGAGAGGCAGUGAAAUGCACCGAUUACCUCGCAAUUGGAAGGUAUACAAACUUCAACUUCGGCGCCGCCGUUUCAUCAGCCGCCAAAGGACAAAGCGACUGGAAGCUGCUCGCUCAUCUGGGCCCUGGCUACGGGUAUGGCAACAACGCAGACAACGAAGUACUGAACUUCAUAGACAACCAUGACAACCAGCGGGAUUCCAACCCCUAUGUGGUCACCUAUAAAGAUGGAGACCAGUAUCGCUUGGCUAUGGCUUACAUAGAAAUGACCAAAUUCCGCUCAGCCGUGCAGGGAACUGCUGCAACAGAGAUAUUUACCGAUUAUCAACGAAUUGCUUUUGCCAGGGAAGGAAAAGGAUUUUUCGCUCUCAAUGGAAACAGCAGUCCCUUCAGCAAAUUCUUCCAAACAACAAUGCCCGCUGGUGAUUACUGUGACCAAUAUGCUGGCAGCCUGCAGAAUGGUAAAUGCACAGGCCAAACGAUUACUGUAAGAGAUGACGGUGGAGCGCCACCGACACCAUCACCGCCAACCGGAUAUCAAAAGACCAUAAUAUUCAUCAAGAAAGACACCUAUCAGGGUCAAAAUAUUUUCAUCCGUGGUGGUGUCAGUCACGCCAACAAAGACGUCUGCUCUCCCGGACCAAAUCAACAAGCGAAUGAUCCGUGCGCUAUUCCUAUUGUGCACAACACCUCUGUGCCAUUCGUCUAUGCCGAAUACAUAUCUUGGAGUCAAGGAGAUCAAUAUCUGGACUUCGAGGGAUCUGAAGAGAGACAGGGAACGUACGAUGGUGCCGCUCCUUUUGGUACUCCACUGGCGUAUUCAACGAACGAUGCUACAGCUAUAGAAUAUCAGCCUUACAAUAAAUAUGGAAGUGGUUAUUGGAUGGUCCAACUCCUGGUCGAUUGUAAGAAGACUGAUCAAGGCUGGUUCGAACUCAAGGGAUACCUUUCGCCGUCGGUCGGUUGGGAACAAGAUAUUAGUCAGAAGAAAUGUACCGGCGCAGUGGGCGGAUCCGCACCGUUUUCGUCGAAAAAUCACGUCGCAAAAUGUGGAGCGGUUAAUGUGUUCACAUGGGGUGGUGGUAACCUCAUUUUCACUGAAAUCAACUGUAAAUCUCAGCAAUGUACCAUUUUUGGUGCGCAAAUGCUGCAUGCAUUUUACUCACCUGCACAGUUGCAAAUAACGAUAAACGAAGCUGUUGGUAACAAUCACCAGAGAUCCGAUAUAGGCCACGCAGAACAC
Molecule: messenger RNA, 1851 nt
Organism: Ostertagia ostertagi
Lineage: Eukaryota; Metazoa; Nematoda; Chromadorea; Rhabditida; Trichostrongylidae
Source: the annotation of a GenBank genome assembly